AUCCGGCACGUACACGGGCAGGUUUUUCUUGCCCGCGCACUGGCCGACGCGCGUCACGAAAAGCUUCUUGCGCCCGACCGAGCCAACCGGACUGCCCACCGGUUUCAAUAUGGAGAAAAUGUCCUGCGCUCCAUCGAGGGGGGUAAGGAUGGUGGUAACAAACAGCAGGACCACUAAACAGGUGCGUCUAACCAUGACGCUAACGGUGACACGAAUGGAGCCAACAGAUCGGUGAUCGGUGGCCUUGUUCUGUAAAGUACUCUAUUACCCUGCCCUGCUUAAUUAACCAGAGUAGCUUGAUUUUGAUCACACUAACGAGCGCCGAAAUUGAGCUAUACAAAAAGCAACAUAUCGCUUUUAUGUGCGGCUCAUUACCGUGAUUAUGUUGCGCCUGCGCACUUCGCUACUGUGCGCGCUGGUGGUGGCACUGAACGGCAUACGACCGGGUGAGCCAUACUUCUACAACGGCAUCAAGUCCGGUCUCGAGCCGGACCUAAAGCACUCGCUGUUUCUCGACCGUGUCGGCCAGUGUCGUUGGCAGCAUGAUCUACCCAUUUUCCUGUCCGACAUGCGAAUCGCGCAACAGAACAACACGCACUACGUGAUCAGUGGUGUGCUGCGAGUGCGGCGCAAUAUUACGGACGCUACGACGGGGACCGUUUCGAUCGAGAUCUGCCAAAAUGCGACCCAGUGCCGUCCGUUUAUCGACCGACCGGUGGCCAUUGGGGAUGUUUGUCAGUUUUUAGCCGAAAAGCGCCCCAGUUCGCUGGGGGAAGUGCUGGGACACAGUGUACCACCGCUACGUUGUCCCCUUACCAAGGGUGUGUACAGGAUCAAUGACGCACUGGUGGAUUACAAACCGUUCCGGUACUUUUCACCGAAUGUUAGUAAACUUUGGCGCAUCGAUUUGGUUGCUGAGAGUGGCCAGAAGCGGGUGUUCUGUGUGAGAAUCGAACUGUACGUCUACAGCUGGGAGGAUAUGCUGCCAAGGUACUGAAGUGUGGCACUUUACUGCAAAUUUCGAGUGAAAUUGUGCAACCCUUUUCUAAAUGAUAUAAUAGUAAUGUAAAAUAUAAUAAUGAAUAAAUUU
Messenger RNA from Anopheles merus, 1090 nucleotides. RefSeq lists its product as uncharacterized. Lineage: Eukaryota; Metazoa; Arthropoda; Insecta; Diptera; Culicidae. The coding region runs from base 383 to 997 and encodes 204 amino acids. The transcript has 2 exons. The record is from RefSeq and is a predicted model, not a curated record.